This is a messenger RNA of Carassius auratus (goldfish), 4828 nucleotides long. RefSeq lists its product as uncharacterized. NCBI's taxonomy places the organism in Eukaryota, Metazoa, Chordata, Actinopteri, Cypriniformes, Cyprinidae. Bases 2402 to 4318 code for a protein of 638 amino acids. Gene Ontology annotation, biological process: negative regulation of MAPK cascade; protein dephosphorylation. Gene Ontology annotation, cellular component: cytoplasm. The transcript is spliced from 5 exons. Gene Ontology annotation, molecular function: MAP kinase phosphatase activity; protein tyrosine/serine/threonine phosphatase activity. The record is from RefSeq and is a predicted model, not a curated record.
AGCAAUGUUUAAUUUUGUUCAGUCUGUGGUGUGAAAAGGUUGCAUUAGCAAUUCAGGAAAAAAAAACACGUAAGCAAAACAUGGUCGGGUCAAAGUGUCUGAAAAAUUUUUGCUCCCAUUUUUAUCUAUCAAUUUCACUAGUACUCCUCUGUAUGAAGAUUUUUGGGGUAUGUCACAGCUCGCUUUAUUUAGCUAUACUCACUUACAUUAAUUAUAGUGUCCUGCACCUACUAUUAAAAUGUAAAAAAAAAAAAAAAAGUUUGGUUUGACUGUGCACUCAUUCUUGAUAAAACUACGAAGUAAUUCAGUCAAGAGCAGUGAGUGAUUUUCCGUCUUUCAUUUUCUUGGAUUAACAUUACCGCAGCUAGUAGCUAAAUUAAGCGCGGUCACUUUAAGAGACAAUGAAUGCAUCCUAUAUAAUAGGCUACACAUCCCAUUUGUUUCUCAACUGUUUUACUGCUUUACGUAAAUAACAGAAAAUAAAGUGCAGAAAAUGGUAGAUGUGUUUGCAUUUUUUAAGAAUAGAAUUAGAAUACUGAGUGUUAAAGUUAGAGGGUCAAAUAAAGAUGGAAGAGAUGUGUUUUAAGCCGAUUCUUGAGGAUGGCUAAGGACUCAGCUGCUCGGAUUGAGUUGGGGAGGUCAUUCCUCCAAUUAAAUGGAGGUAAACUUUUAAAAAAGCUUAAACCUUGCGUGUUUUCUCGCUCCAAAGCUCGCGUUUUUCUAAGCAAGUUUCUCUGUCUGAACGGUACAGUGACUGGCGCUUUAGAAACGCACUGCUUCGUGAACCUUUACGAAUCACUUGUUUUGAAUCAGUGAUUAGAAUCGUGUAUCAAACCCAAUCAAACAGCCAGAGUCAGUGGUUUCAGUAGAAGUUUCGUAAUUUAGGUUUAUGUAGCCUUCGAAAUAUCAGUUGUUCACCACUAGGAAAAUUUGUAGACAUUGUUAAUGACACGUAAUAAAAAGGAAGAAUACUCUCUAGACAAAGCUAUUUAAUACAAAAUAAGCUCGAAAACAAAUAAUAACACAUUUACAUAUUCAUGGCAUUAGAUGAUUGGCUUAUUGCAUUUAAUAGAUAUUAAUUUAACAUGAACAUUUAAUCAUUUAGCAGACGCUUUUAUCCAAAGCCACUUACAGAUGAGAAGAGCAAAUAAAAUCAAUUUAAACCAAUAGGAGGGCAACAGUAGACAAGUAUCAGUUAGUCUGACAUACCAGUUUUCCCCCAGAAAAAGAUACAAAUAGAAUAAGAACAUUUUAGUAAUAAAACAUGUUUGAAUAAAACAUUUGCAAGAUUGUUCAAUGCAUGUUUGGUCUGAGUUUUUGUUGCAUUGCGCUUGACAGAUGCGUUUGACCGCUGCAAGUUCAUAACAUAACGUUAAAUAUGAAAAGGAUCCACUAUAAACAGUCACACAAUACUGUCUUGAACAGAAGAUUUAGGGAUCACUUGAAAUGAAAAUAGCCUACUCUGGUGUGUGUGUGUGUGUGUGUGUGUGCGCGCGCGCGCGCGCGCGCGUGUGUGUGUGUGUAAGAGAGAGCGUUUGUGCGUGAGCGCGCUAAUGCGUUCAAGAUCGAUAUCAAAAACGUGUUCUGUGGGAAUGACCCUUCAUUAUGCAUUUACGUUUAUUAAAAAUGUUAUAAAUUAAAUUAACGUACUUCAAACAAAAAUGAUUACAAUCAUUAAAAAUUACUUUGUUUCAAAAUGUAUUUGUUAUCGAACAAAUCAGUCCCAAUUAAGGUAAAGUUAGACAGAAAUGACUAUAAGUGGAGUAUCGCGAGUCUUCAGUACACAAAAAAUGGCUUAAUAUCUAAACAUACUUGUACUUACAGUAGCCUUACAAGUUCAUUCAGUGAAGGAUUCCUCCGACUGAUUCAGAUUCAAACCAUGCGAUCAUGAAGCAUGAAAAUGAACUGUUUAACUUAAAGAAUAAUUUUUUUGAUGGUAAAACUGCACUCAAACAUAGUAAUGUUAAAUGUGAUUUUUUUCAUGCCGUGUUGCUGGAGAUGGAUCGCAGCAAACGCGGACAUAAACGCGAUAUGAAAUAGUGUUGAAAAACGCUAUUAAAAAUAAUUCUUUAUUUUCUGACCUAAUGAGCCAAUCAGCGAAAAUGCUGCUGUUGGUAAACAAUCCGUUUCCAUGGCAACUGGAACAAGACGCGUCACUGUUUCAUGACGUCACAGACCCAGUCAGUAUAAAAGGUCUCGCCCUGGCAGAAUCUUUUUAGUUCAGCGAUGUUCGCAACAGAGACGUUCGUCUGAGUGAAGUCUGCGAAAACAAACCUAGCAACACUUGUACAAACGCCAGUCCGUAUAGAUCGAGAUAUAUUUUAUCUGUACAGACAGUGUGUAUCAGAUAACGUUAAAGUUCAAACUGACAUUACCAGAUACGGAUUACUUAUCUGUCAGUAUGAGAACCACAGACACAAUGUCCAAAGACAUGAGAGAGGUGCUCCUGGAGGUGUACGUCAACGACGCCUUCUACUUCGGUGACAGCUACUGGGCAUCAGAUGAUAAAGAUGUUCAGCUGGAGUUUGAGAUCACCGAUGACAUCUACGACCUUAUCAGCGGCAGUGCAUCUCGAGAGCUAGAUGUGCAGCUGGAGGUUGUGACGGUGGAUCAUGUCUCAGGCAGAUACUGCAGUCCAGGAGAGAUGCGUGUGCAGCUGGAGGUUAAUGCUUGUGACAACAUCUCGGUCUGUGAAGUGAAAGAUUUGCAGCUGGAGAUGAACAGGAACGACAGCAUCUCAGAGCUGAAGAGUCCUACGCUGGUCUCUGAAGAUCUGAGCGACCCAGCAGGACCUUCAGUGGAAGAGGCCAAUGAUCAGGGUGUCCUGGAUGCUGAGAAGAGUCCAACAGGACUCACUGUUGGGGAGAUAACCAAGAAAAUGGGGGCAAUGUUCCAGCAAAUUUGGGCAGUUUUCCAGACAAAAAUGCCAGAAACUGUCGGGCAACCUGAAGUGGAUCUUCUCGAUCCAAAGGAAUCGUUUGUUCCAGAUCCAAGUGCUCCCAAGCCAGAACCUGAAUUGGAUCUGUUAGAUACAGAGCAAUCGUGUAUCCCUGAACCAGAAGUGGAUCUUGUUGUUCCUUCUGAACCUAAACUGGAUCUGGUUGAUCCGGAGGAAUCACGUGCCAGCCCAAAAGAAACUACCAAAGCCGUGAAGAAUAAGAAAGUUCAUGGCUUCGUUGUAACCAAGAGAGUAGGAUAUGCUACAGUGAGGAAUACGAAAAAAACCUUCCUCCAGAACGACAGAUCGAACUCAGCAUGGCCUGAGAUGGAUCUGAAUGUUGGUGAACCAAAACCUAUUGAGGAUUUGGUUGCUCCUCCUAAAUGGGAUCUGGUUGAUGCAGUGGAACUGUACACCACGAGUCCUAGCGUUCCUGAGCCGGACUCUGAGGAGGAUCUGGAUGAUCCUCUUGAACGUGAAUGGGAUAAGGACUCGAUGGAAUUAUAUGCCCCGGGUUCAAGUGUCCCUGAGCCAGACCCUGAAGAGGAUUUGGUUGAUUCAGUGGAACUGUACCUCCCGGGUCCAAGCGUUCUCAAGCCACGACCUGAAUGGGAUCUGGCUACUCCAGUGGAUUUGGGUGCACCAAGUCCAAGCGUUCUUGAGCCAGAGUCAACAGUGUUAUCUGAACUUGCAAGUUUGGAAAACUACGUCCCUUUAACCAUGCUCCAACUAGAGGAUCGUUUGAAGCAGUGUACACUGCUCAAACAAAGACAUGUCACCAAUGUCUGGCCCAGGGUCUUCAUCGGAGACGAAGAGGCCGCAACAGACCGAGAUAUGCUGCAGGAGAUGUGCAUCACUCACAUUCUGAACGCUGCAGCGCCCAAAAAGGACUUGAACUACUUCUUGGGAACAUCUUAUGUUGAAGAUCUAGAAGGAACAGUCAAUACAGGGUCCAGAUAUUACAGAGGCUUGCACAUCAAUUAUUACAGCUUGCCUACAACGGACAGACACUGUUCUGACAUCAGCAAGUGCUUCAUGCCAGCUGCAAAAUUCAUUGACAAGGCCGUGAAUAAACCAGGGAGUAAGGUGUUGAUUUGCUGCAAGCAGGGUGUCGACCACUCUGCGACUCUGUUUCUGGCAUAUCUGAUGAUCUGCCAUGACAUGAUGGUGGAGGAUGCCAUUGAUCACGCCAUACAGUCGAGACGCAUCCAGCCCUCCAGAGACUUCCUGAAGAAGCUGAUGCUCCUCAAUGCUGACCUUGUGAACAAGCGAAAACUAAAGUUAGAGGACAUAAAAAAAGGCAAAAAGAGGAGAAAAUGGCAGCUAAAAAAAAAGUGUAGAAAUAUACUAAAAGAUAUAAAAGAAAAUGUUCACAUCUAGAAAUGUCAAUAAAAUGAAUGGAUAAUGUCCUGAUAAUGAGCUGCUUUGUUUUGUAAUAUAUUUAUUUUUUACAGUGCAAAUGAAUUUCUGCACUGAUCCAAUCAAAAUCCUAUCAGCAUUGUAUUUGAUGUAUUUUAUGUAUGUACUUUAAUGAAUUGCUUACAGUGCAAAUGAAUAAGUGCACAGAUAAAAAAUAAAUAGAGGCAUUGUUAGAUGCCAGUGUUUCGUGAUAUAAUUUCUAUGCAAAGAUUUGAUUAAAAAAAAUCUUUCAGUAUCAUAGCCAGGGCCAUAGCUGGGGUCAGCGGGGCCCCGGUGAAGGUUGUACCAGUGGGCCCUGUUUGAAAUUGUUUAAUUUAUAUGUUCAUGUUUAAGUUGUCUCAGGUGUGUAGGUGUCCAGGUACAGAAAACAAAGAAUUAAAUAUAAAAUAGCACUGCAUAGUCUUCACUGUAUACGUUUAAUUAACAGUCAAACCAAAAUGUAUUCAGACACCUUCAACAUUUCUUACAUUA